Messenger RNA from Hibiscus syriacus, 3648 nucleotides. Its product is annotated as BAG family molecular chaperone regulator 6-like. Gene Ontology annotation, biological process: protein folding. NCBI's taxonomy places the organism in Eukaryota, Viridiplantae, Streptophyta, Magnoliopsida, Malvales, Malvaceae. The record is from RefSeq and is a predicted model, not a curated record. Gene Ontology annotation, cellular component: plasmodesma. The transcript has 3 exons. The coding region runs from base 2947 to 3633 and encodes 228 amino acids.
AAUAUCAGAUUACAGAUAAUCCGGGUACAACAAAAAUUUGAUCUCGAGCACAAAGCUUUAGAACAAACUUGAUUCUUACUGGGUUGGUGGAUAGAUUCGUUCCGAUCACUGAGUUUGGUGGAGUUGUGGAACCGUGUGGAUUGAUUUCUCCGAUUUGUUCUUUCAUCUUUGUUUUCUCCUAUCAAAUAAGCUGAGGUUUAUCCAGUAGUUUGUUCUUGCAGCGUUUCUUUGAGCAACCUAUAUCACCGGGUGUUGUGCAACCAAAAAAUGAUGCCUUUUUCUGGUUACAUGGAUUCAAAUCCUCUGAGAAAUCAAACGCCUUACCCUCAACAUUAUUUCCCUGGUUUUGAGGCUGUUCAACCUUAUUUCAAGGCCGAUCCGUCUCAAUCUUCAAUGAUGUAUGAAUCUUGGCCUUGUAGCAGCAGUUGCAGCAGGUACCCUGUUCCUUAUCAUGGUUGCUGCAGUCAUGGCAAUUUACCGGUUUCAAUAGUUACAGACCACCGUGUCCUCAUUUUGCAUCAUCCCCCGCAUUUCACCACUAUCCUAAUUAUCCCACAUUUCCUGAAUCUUAUCCGAUUUUGUGUUCUCCUCCACAUUAUUCUAAUGAGCAAUCUAGAUGGGAAUACGAUAAGGAUCCACACUCGAAACUACCAUUGCUGGGUGUCCUAAUCAUGUUCUCAACCAGAAAAAUUAUAGAAGUUUAAAGAUUGAAGAGCAGGAGAAUGAUGCCAAGGAAAAGGAAGAUGGUUCAGUGGCCAACUCAACCAAGAAGUUUCCCAUAUCCAAUUGUGUGGAUUCCACCCGAGUAUAUGAAAAGUGACAUGGGAAACAUAAUGAUCAGAAAGGGGCGAGUGACUCGGAUAAGGUACCUUUCGUCGAGAAGCCUCCCAAAAGUUCAAACCGCCUGAACAGCAGCCGAGGUUUGGAACGGCUGGUUUCCGCUUGACAUGAAUGGAUGCAAUCUUUGGAGCAGGGUGAAGGGGAGAAACAAUCUCAAAACCAACAGAAACAAGACCAAAAGAUGCAGAUGCCGUUACCUUCUUUUGGGUACCGAAUUCUGAUAGGAAGCAGGAAGCAGAUGAAAACCGAGAUAAACAAAGGAUUACAAACUGCUUCAUAUAAUUCAAAACAAGCCCCAUUCUCUGUUGAGUAUGUUCCAGUAGAACAUUCUGUCAGUGAUGCUAAAAUCGACAACCACAAUUGGUCAUGGAGAGCUCUCAGAACAAGAAUGCUGCUGAAACAAAGGGGAAGGGGAAAACAGUCAGUCAAAAAUGUGUUCCUGUUGAAGUGAAGGAAGGCAAGUCUGGAGGGACUGAAAAGAGAGGGCAGAGGUUAAGGAUGUAAGCGUGAAACGCGAUGAAGAUGCCCCGAAAGUUGAUCUUGGGUCUGUUACAAAAGAAAAUCUCCGUCCACUCCAAAAACAUCCAGCUACCUCCUGUUUGUCUGAGAGUUGAUCCCCUUCCAAAGAGGAAAACGGUAAUGGUAGUUCAAGGUCUCCUAGCCUCCAAAGGACAAUCAGAAGACAUAUUGACAAAGGCCUCCAUUACACCAGACAAGAAGAAGAAACUGCAGUAAAUACACAAAUAUCAGUAGUAGCCUUGACAAUAUGGAACUGAGGGAAAAGAAGACAAAAGAUAUUCCUGUGAUUGAACCAAGAUCGGAGGAGAACAAGGUUGGGGAAACUACCAGUGCGAAUCAGGAUCAGGUUUCAGGAAGCUUAUCUAUCACCUCCGUAGAAGUGUCAGGGCAGCCUACCGUAGAAAGAACAAAAAUAGAGAGUCAUGAAAGUAAAAGAGGAAACAAAAGCAAGUUUGAAGAAGUCGUGGGAGCUGAGAAGGAAGUUGGCAGCGACAAUGCUGCAAAUACAGUUGAAAUGGCUCAUGGUCAAUGCAAAGCAGAAAAAAAAGAAUGUCAGAUGCUGAAGCAGCCAAGCUCAUCCAAUCUGCCUUCCGUGGAUUCGAGGUAAGAAAAUGGGAACCAUUGAAGAAACUUAAGCAAAUUGCUGAUGUUAGUGAGCAGUUAAUGAGGUCAGAAAUCGCGUUGAAUCUCUUGAGUGUUCCUCUGUUUGCAACAAAGAUGAUAAGCGGCGACUAUUAAUAGAGAAAAAUUAAUGACUCUCCUUUACGACUGGAUACUAUUCAGGGCUCUGAUUCAAGUGUGAGAGAGGCAAGGAAAUCAUUAGUAAAAGAGCUAGUGACCCUGCAGGAAAAGCUCGAUGCUUUAGCAAGCAAGUGGGCCGAAGAAAAGAUUAAGGAUCUGGGUAGUGCUGAAUCUGCUGAUUCUAGUGGUCGAGCUUCUGGAAUUGUUAGCAUGGAAGAGGAAAGUGGAAAUGCAUCAGCUGCUUUUGAGGAUACUAGUGAAAAUGUAAACAUAAUUAAAGAAUCAGAUCAGGACUGCCUUAAUGUCAAAGAUGGAAAGGACGAGGAGACUACAAAGAUUCCUGGUGUCGAACAAGGCUUAGAUGAGAAAGUAGACAAUAAUACUGUGGAAGUCAGUAUCGAGCAUCAUACAGUGCCGAGAAUCGAGGUAGAUGUGCCACCCAACCUUGAGCAGGUGACUCACAUGUCAUCUGUUCCAGAGUUGAAGUUCGAGGCCGAUGAGUUGGUGGAGUGAAUGAUCUAUCAAAAGAGGAAAAACCUGAGGUGCUGGAAGUAAAUAACUCGGAAGAUGAAAAACUUGGUGAGCCUGGAAAGAAAUCAGAAAUAAUAAUAGCGAGACUGAAUCAGAUCUGCCAAUCAAUCCGUCUUUACCAGGUGAAGUAGAGAAUUUAAAGUGCACUCAGACAGACCAAGAGCCUGACUUGUUAAAAGAGUUGCCAGUUGGAGUUAUUGAUGAGGGACCAGUCAUUUCCAGAAUUGAUGAGCAUCCGAUUGAGGCAGUAUCAAACUACAGUGCAAAGGAUAAAAAGCGGAUGAAUUUACCAAUACCCAUGAGCCAGAAGUAGAGAUGGAGCAGAAGGUGGUCAACGAUGACAACAAAUUCGAAUCAGUCUUCAAACAGGAGGAUGCUCACUCAGCAACAGAUGAAGAAAAGGAACCGGUGGAAAUUCACUCAGCAACGGAGGAAAACAAUGACUACCUGCCGCAACAUGAGGAUGAUUCGGGCGUGAUACCUGCAGAUCACGUGGCAUCAUCAGAAUCAGAGGCAGGAAGCGAAGCAACUCAGGAGAAAGAAGUCCUCUUUGAGGAGACGAAAGCAGCAGAGCAGCCGGUAAGAACCGAGGGGAAAGAGGGAGAAGAUGCUCCUUCAGAAUCUAACGGAGAUCAUGACUUGGCCAAGGAUACAGAAGACGAGAAGCUGAUUGAAGAGAACAAGAAGCUGAAAGAAGUCAUGGAGAAACUCAUGGAAGCUGGAAGAGAUCAACUUAGCGCUAUGUCCAACCUAACUGAAAGAGUAAAAGAGCUUGAAGAAAAGUUGGCAAGGACCAAAAAGUCGAGCAAGGCUGGAAAUAGAAAAGUUAGAUAUGCACCCUCCUAUAAGAAGCUGGUAAAAGUAGGGCUUCUGAAGUUACAAAGUGAGCUUCCCACACGUUGGUUGAGUGAAGUUAUCAUCGUGAGGUUGAUGUUGUGUGUUGUGUAUUUUGAUGAAAUAAAAUCAAUAAUAUGGUUGCUUUUUUCUUGCAGUCUUGUUUAAGAUUAUGAUAGUAGG